Messenger RNA from Trifolium pratense (red clover), 1449 nucleotides. RefSeq names its product alpha-galactosidase-like. The record is from RefSeq and is a predicted model, not a curated record. The transcript has 15 exons. Gene Ontology annotation, biological process: carbohydrate metabolic process. Gene Ontology annotation, molecular function: hydrolase activity, hydrolyzing O-glycosyl compounds. Lineage: Eukaryota; Viridiplantae; Streptophyta; Magnoliopsida; Fabales; Fabaceae. The coding region runs from base 22 to 1266 and encodes 414 amino acids.
GUGUAGCUAAUAAUUAGAGCAAUGACUAAGAUGGUCCUUAUUGUUUGCAUGUUUGUGGUGUUUAAUAUUAUUGCAAAUAUUCCAUCCACUGUCACAGGUGCUCGUUUAUUAGACACUAACAAAAAAGCCAUUAAUGUGUCCACUAUUGAGAAGGUCAAGAGUUAUAUGUUAGAAAAUGGACUUGGUCGUACACCCCCUAUGGGAUGGAAUAGCUGGAACCAUUUUGGUUGUGAUAUCAAUGAAAGUUUAAUCCGAGAUACAGCUGAUGCAAUGGUGUCAACUGGCCUUGCUUCCUUAGGGUACAAAUAUAUUAAUUUAGAUGAUUGUUGGGCAGAACUUAAUCGAGAUUCUCAGGGAAAUAUGGUUCCCAAGGCUUCAACAUUUCCUUCAGGAAUCAAGGCUCUAGCUCAUUAUAUUCACAGAAAAGGUUUGAAGCUUGGAGUCUACUCAGAUGCCGGAAAUCUAACUUGUAGUAAACGUAUGCCUGGAUCAUUGGGACAUGAAAUACAAGAUGCUAAAACAUUUGCUUCUUGGGGAGUUGACUAUUUGAAGUAUGACAACUGUGAAAACAAUGGUAUCAGUGUUAGAGAAAGGUACCCACCAAUGAGUGAAGCCUUAUUAAACUCCGGAAGACCAAUCUUCUUUUCUAUGUGUGAAUGGGGAUGGGAAGACCCAGCAAUAUGGGCUAAAAGUGUAGGAAAUAGUUGGAGAACUACAGGAGAUAUUGAAGAUAAUUGGAAUAGCAUGACUACUAUAAUAGAUGCAAAUGACAAAUGGGCAUCUUAUGCUGGACCUGGAGGAUGGAAUGAUCCUGACAUGCUCGAAGUUGGGAAUGGAGGCAUGACCACAGAGGAAUAUCGUGCGCAUUUUAGCAUUUGGGCAUUAGCUAAGGCUCCUUUAUUAGUUGGUUGUGAUAUUCAAGCAUUGGAUAAUACCACAUAUGAAUUGAUAAGCAAUGCUGAAGUUAUUGCAGUAAACCAAGAUAAACUUGGAGUUCAAGGAAAGAAGGUGAAAAGCAACAAUGAUUUGGAGGUGUGGGCAGGUCCUCUCAGUAAUAACAAAGUGGCAGUGAUUUUAUGGAAUAGAAGUUCAUCACAUGCAACAGUGAUAGCAUCAUGGUCUGACAUAGGCCUGAAACCAGGGACAAUAGUUGAUGCAAGAGAUUUAUGGGAGCACUCAACGCAACAAUUGGUUUCGGGAGAAAUCUCUGCUGAGUUAGAUUCGCAUGCUUGUAAGAUGUAUGUUCUCACACCCAAAAGAAAAUAAUCUCUAAUGCCUUUGAAGAAGAUAAACAAUAGUAGUCAGUUUUUAACACGUACCGUAUUAGUAAACCAUUCAGCUAUCAUUGAUCCUAAAAGGGAGCAACAAAUAAAGGAAUAGGAAAUUAUUUUUCAUCUUGAAAUGUAAGAAGAAUAAAUGUACUAGUUAUAUUGUCAUUGAGCUUAUAAA